AUGGGUCGCGGUGACCCGAAAGGAUCGGGUGCAGAUGUGACGCGUGAGGACGGCGCAAGCAAGAAGGCGCCGUCGAAACUCGUGGUCACCGAAGAAGAUGAGGCCGAGACCUCGGCCAGCACCGCCGAGACGGAAGGCGACGAUUCGACCGAAUAUACCGACGAGACGGGAAGCAAGCGGACGCAGUCUGACAGCGAGACCGCUAGCUCGGAAGAGGACGAUGACGACGAGACCGAGACCGAAAGUGUCGUCACGUCCUCGACCCGGACGGACGACGAUGACGACGACGACGACGAAGAAGAAGAAGAGGACGACGAUGAAGAGGAAGAGGAAGAAGACGAAGAGGAGGAAGAGGACGACGACGAGGAAUCGGAUGCCUCCUCGACACACACCACAACGACCGAACGCCGGCCCGCCUCGGUCACCGACGCGGGCCUGUCUUCGGCGGCCAUCCGUGAGACGCAAAAGACGGUGCCUGUCCACGACAAGAACGAUCCUUUAGAUCUCGAGGUGGCCAAGGCACUCGUCGCCUCUGCGCCGCGCUCCGACCCGCUCUCACCGUCGGUCGGUGCCGAGUCCAUGCUGGAACCGACGACCUAUAUUCAGAACCCCUUCUCGGAGCAGUCGCCGCCUAAGCCCGACGUCGAGGGACUGACCAAGAGUGCAGAUGCGCUCCAUGUGGACAAGUCCAAGCCGCCGCUUGGCGCCCGGCAGAUGGCUGCUACGGAGAAAGCUGAGCGCAUGAACGACUCGGAAUACGACCUGAUCCUUGCACGGAUGGUCGCACAGAACCGCAAGCUGAACCAGGACCCACGUGCGAUGCGCCGCAGCGCGCUGGGUAUCGGCAAGCUGCGCCAGAGCUUUGAGCGUCUGCAGCAGCGGAAUCAGGCCCGCAGCGAGGCGGAAGCCGAAGGACUCGGCGCGGCGAGUACCGAGUUUGGCGUGGGAACCGUGCUGAAAGAAGACGAUCCAUCUCAUGCACAUGAGCUCUCGGACGAGGCCGCGGAAAAGAUCGACUGGGAAUUCUGGGGCGGCCUUAUCAACGACUACAGCACGAUCCUGGCCACUUCUCCAAUCGAGCUGAGCAAGGCAAUCUACUCUGGUAUCCCCGCAGCGCUGCGUGGUAUGAUGUGGCAGCUGCUGAGCAGCAGCAAGGACGAGGAUCUCGAGGCGCAGUAUGCCAAGUAUCUCGCCCUGCCGUGUCCCCACGAGCGUGCGAUUCGCCGGGAUUUGAACCGCACCUUCCCUGGUCAAGAGUACUUCCAGGAUGCACGUGGUGUGGGCCAGGAGCAUUUGUACAAUGUGGUCAAGGCAUAUUCGCUAUAUGAUCCCGAGUGUGGGUACUGCCAAGGUAUGCAAUUCAUUGUCGGUCCCCUCUUGCUCAACAUGCCGGACGAAGAGGCCUUUAGCACGCUGGUGCGGCUCAUGCAGAACUACGACCUGCGUGGCCACUUUAUCCCCAAUAUGCCCUCACUCCAGCUGCGCCUGUACCAGUUCGACCGCCUCGUGGAAGAGACGCAGCCGGUGCUGCACCUGCACUUUGUGCGCCGUGGAAUCAAGAGCAGCAUGUAUGCUAGCCAAUGGUUCAUGACACGUACUUCGUACCGCUUCCCAUUGGAAGUGGUGUAUCGCAUUCUCGACUCCAUUUUCGCCGAAGGCAUCGAGGCCAUGUUCCGCUUCGCGCUGGCUCUCUUGCAAAAGAACGAGGAGAAGCUACUCACCUUGGAUUUUGAAGAAUGCCUCAACUUCCUCAAGCUCAACCUUGUGGACGCCUACAUGACCCAACCCGAGGAGGACGGAGAGAAGAAGGGCGAGCCGCAUGUGCGGACCGGCGAGCUGGUCCGCGAUGCGUUUGCCGUCAAGAUCUCGCCGCACACCCUUGACACGUUUGCGAACGAAUUCUUCGAUCAGGCCAAGUCGGCCAACGAGCGCACAAUCGAGAUGGAUGCGCUGCGCAUGGUCAAUCGCAACUUGCGUCUCAAGGUGCAGGCCCUCGAAGAGGAGCUGAACCAGGUCAGCUCGGAGCACGUGGACCUCAUCAAGCGUGUCGUCAUGUCCAAACUGUCUCAAGAGGAGAUGGCCGAGGAACUCGUCCGCUACAAGGUCAUGUACGCCGAAGCCGUCCUCCAAAACGAGGUUUCGGGCGGCCGCCAGCCAUCGCCCUCCACCUCCAUGUCGGUCGAUUCGACGUAG
Messenger RNA from Malassezia japonica, 2193 nucleotides. RefSeq names its product GTPase-activating protein (gene GYP5). NCBI's taxonomy places the organism in Eukaryota, Fungi, Basidiomycota, Malasseziomycetes, Malasseziales, Malasseziaceae. The coding region runs from base 1 to 2193 and encodes 730 amino acids. The record is from RefSeq and is a predicted model, not a curated record. The transcript has 3 exons.